GCUUCAGGAAGAGUGUGUAUUGCAAAGUGUAAAGAUUCUGUUCAUGUGGUGGCCAUUAAGAUGAUGGAUCUGAAUAGCCAACCAAAGAUAGAAUUGACAAUCAUAGAGAUCGAAGUCAUGAAACUUUACAGACGUGAAAAUAUUGUCAACCUCCUAGAUUGCUAUUCUAUUGGAGAGAAGCUCUGCGUUGUAAUGGACAUCAGUACGUCCAAUAAAAAUUAAGCAAUGGGUUUAAUCCCUAACGAAUUUAAAUAAAUAUUUGGCUUUUUAAUUUUAAUUAUGAAAUCAAAUAUAUAAAAAGUAACCUCUCUGUUACUAACUUUAUUCAAUUUUCAGGAGUGGAGAAAAUGAAUAUUUACAAAUGAACAGAUUCAAUUUUUUGGGUGCUGUUAAGAAUAUAACAAUUUAAAAAAAAAACAAAAAAACUUGUUGCUCGUUAAUUCAAGCUUCAGUGCAUCAAAAUGUGACUCAGUUUUUGGUUAAAAUUUAAGUAUAUUUGUAAGCUCCUUCAAUGACAAGAUUCAUGAAACUCAACAAGUCAUCAGUUUAAGCAAAAGUUUUUAUCGAACUGUAUUUCCUUGUCACUAUUUAGAAGGAAGGGCAGAUAACAAUUUCUUCAUGACGGGAACAUUAUCCAUAGAGAUAUUAAAAAUGACUAUGGGCUACUUGGCUUGGCAUGAUUAGGACAGUCACGAUGACAGAUUUUGGCAUCUGUGCCCAACUUAACGGGGAUAAAGGCAAGUGAGACACAAUGGUUGGGACCCUUACUGGAUGGCACCAGUGGUUGUUUCUAGGUAAGAAAUUUCUGUAUUAAUGUUAAUGAUCUUUAGGGUCUAUUGACUUGCUUUACAAGUGAAUUAACCUUUAUAUUUUAACUGAUAUAGUUUUUACAAAUAUUGUUGUCAAUUACAAAAAACAGUAUGGUAACAGGGAUGGUGAACCACCUUACCUAAACAAAACACCUUUAAAAGCAAUCUACCAUAUUGAUACAAAGGAGGGUGUUAAUAGUUUUAAAAGAUUUACAAAUGAAUCCUCCAGGAUAAUCUCUUGUCUGAUUUGGUAAAAUGGGGAAAGGCUAAUGUUCCAGAAUAAUUUGUGAGGCAGCAUAAUUAAGCUUUUAUUAUACUAGAGAGAGGAGAUACAUUUUAUUUUCCGAAGAAUUGAGGUCUGAACAGCUUGAUCUACAAUAAUAUUAAUAGUAUUAGUAUUUAUUUACGAUUAUCAACGCCAUUGUCUCAGUAAAGUUAUUGAUAAUCAUUGAUAGUUUAGAAAUAAAUAAGUGCAAAAGAUUUAUCUUGGCAAAAAAAAAAAAAAGUUUCAUGAAUAUAAAUGUGUGAAUAAAUGCAAGGAUGUUUAUAUUUUCCAUUCACAGGGUGAGCCAGAAAUCAAGCAUGAACAAAAACUAUCAAAGGAGCUCAAAGAUAAUAUAGACAAGUGCUUGGAAGUUGAAGUAGACGCCAGCUCCAAAGCAGCACAGCUUUUAGAACAUCCAUUUUUGAAAAAGUCCAUGGCCUUAGCAACUCUCAGACCUUUAAUACCAGCUGCUCGCUAUGCUAUGGGA
Lymnaea stagnalis (great pond snail) is the source of this 1561-nucleotide messenger RNA. NCBI's taxonomy places the organism in Eukaryota, Metazoa, Mollusca, Gastropoda, Lymnaeidae. The record is from the annotation of a GenBank genome assembly.